Molecule: messenger RNA, 3675 nt
Organism: Vollenhovia emeryi
Lineage: Eukaryota; Metazoa; Arthropoda; Insecta; Hymenoptera; Formicidae
Product: transmembrane protein 62-like
Exons: 13
Coding region: 205-2214 (669 amino acids)
Source: RefSeq, a predicted model, not a curated record
CGUGUGCGCUUGUGUGUAUUGACACUCGAUACAGGUAAGUUGGUGGCCAAAAGAGGGGCGAAGCGGCGAGUCGCUCGACGUCGUCUUCCCACGCUGUCAACCGGGCAGACGACGUCGAAUUUCGUGUGCGAACGAGCGGCGGCGGUGAGGACGGCCGGACCUUACUGAAUUUUCCUCCCGACAGCACCGAGCGCCGUCGUCGCGAUGAAGAUAACCAAGUCCACCGUCGUCCUCCUGGUCCUGAUACUGAUAUUCGCCAUCCUGGUGGCCAAUAUAGUUGACUUCAUCAGCAUCGACCCUCACCUUCCGGACGAGACCCUGGCGGACGGCAACGGGGAGGCGCAGCCCCCACCAAAGUACUACAGCAUGGAAGAUUCGAGCAACCACCUGAUCUGGUUCCUACAGAUAACCGACAUACAUAUAAGUAUCUUCAGGGAUCCACUCAGAAUAGAGGAGUUCAAAGAGUUUUGCAACGUGACGGUGAAUUCUAUCCAGCCUAGAGUUGUUCUCGCCUCGGGGGACCUGACUGAUGCCAUAGCUGAAAACGCGGUCGGUUCGAAGCAACAGCACCAGGAAUGGCGGAGAUACAGACACAUAAUAGACGAGACUAAUGCCAGCAAGAAAACCCUGUGGCUGGACGUCAGGGGGAAUCACGAUAACUUCGACAUCAUCAAUUUCGACUCCAAAAACAACUAUUACACGCACUACUCUAUUCAGGGGAAGAGGCAUCCCCGAUCUUACAUGUACAAUGUCAACGCUGGCCUCGAAACGAUCUCCUUCAUCGCGAUUGACGCGUGCUUGAAACCGGGCCCCAAGAGGCCAUUCAAUUUCAUCGGUAUUUUAGACCAAGACGAGAUUGACAGGAUACGACAGUUGGUUAACCAGUCGAAGGAGAGCAACGCUGCUCACGCAAUCGUGUUCGGUCAUUAUCCUACGUCGAGCAUAAUAUCGCGAGCCGAUACAAAUAUCUUGAGUAUCUUAGGUAAUCACAGAGAAAAUAUGGUGUAUCUGUGUGGCCACUAUCACACGUUUGGCAGUAUGGUACCCAACAUGUACGCGUUACAAAAGUCGGGCUUCCUCGAGCUGGAACUGGCGGAUUGGAAGCACAACAGAAUGUAUCGCCUCGCGGCAAUAGAUCAUGGCCAAUUCUCAUUCAUUGACAUACAGCACGGUGAUUGGCCCGUAGCGUUAAUCACCAAUCCAAAAAACGUACUAUUUAUGAUGCCGCAAAAAGAAAAUUUGGACACCAUCGUCAGAUCCACGCAUGUCAGAGUACUGGCGUUUUCUACGGCUCCAUUGAAAACUGUCGAGGUUCAAUUGGACAAUGACAUUUGGGAAAAAUGCGACCACGUGGACGGACCUCUCUAUGCAUUGCCGUGGAACUCGACGAGGUACAAGGAGGGUAUCCAUCAGAUAACAGUACGUGUAGUUGACAGUCAAGAUAGACAGAAAGUCGUUUCGCACUCUUUCGCUCUCGACGGAUCGUGGUUAUCCACUUCUAUCCUUCCCAAAUUACUGCUGUUGUUUAACGCAGUUUAUGUCAUUCAAUUCCUGUACAUCGUUGCACUGGCAUUGUCAAUCUUCCCGCUGUGCUUCCUUCGAUUUGUUCAUACGCAUUACAAGAAUAGACGAAUAGAAUUACCGCGGCGACGCCGUCUGAAUUUCUUUCAUUUGUGGCUGAGGAAGUUGUGGGUGCUAUCCUCCGUCGACAGAGUAUUUUUCGGACUGAUGUCGUACACGAUAUGCUUCGCAAUCGGCCCGUGGACCAUAGGAGAGAUAAUUGAGGGUCACAUAGGCGUGAUCUUUGUGUGGGGCACAUUCGUCGGAAACAUGUAUUUACCAGGCGGCUUAACUUACGCUUACGGAUUCUCGCAGCUAAUAAGUUUCCACAUGCCUCUUACACUGAUUUUAGCACACCACGUUGACUGUAGAUUACAGGAUGCCGAAUACUCACGAGUCUCGUCCAAGUUCCAUAGAGCCUGUCGAUUUUAUCCAGUUACGGUCUUGCUCCCGGUGCAACUCCUCCUGACCGUUUUCUUGUAUCUGGAGUAUGGUAUAAUGGCAGUCUUAUUAUGCCCGUUGCGAACGGGAAGUAUUUUGGUAGCAAUAGCAUUGUCCUAUUAUAUUGAAAAGAUGCCGGUCUCGUGCUUGAGGUCUGCCGCAUCCGUGUGGUAUCCCAAUGGAACGAUUGAUAAUAACAAUUCGAGUCGAUAAAAAAAGUAGUAAAAUAACACAAUUAGAAAUUGGCAAUGUUUCAUUGGGGCGAUUACUAAUAGGUUUACAGAGAGAAGUUUUAGGGUACUCUAUUAGAACUGAUAUUUUAUAUAGACCUAUCGUGAUACGCGGAAGCCAACUACAUUAAAAAGAAAUUGGUUAUGAAAGAUAAUCGAAUUAUUUUUCUAUGUCGUAUUAAGAGAGAGACUCUUGUAAAUAUCGUUUGCAUUUUGUGCUUGUUCGGUAAGUGUUUCAUGUUACACUCAAUUAUUUUGUAAUGUAUUCGUAUGAUCGUAUUAUCGUCGAGUCACGCUUUAAAAGUUUACUUACUAAUUUUAAGCUGUGAUACGCUUGCGACGCAUACGGUGCCAUGUGAUAAUUACUAUUCAUAAGAUUUGCGUUAUUAUUUGCUGCUUCCGUAUUGUUUGUGAUUUAACUCGGCGAGUUCUAUUAACAGAAUGCUUUUAUUCUCUCUACAAAGAGAACCCGGAUUAGAAAGUCACGGAGGUGAAUGUUUAUGUAUCGUAGAUGUUGCCAUUGUUUCGUUUCAUCUGUAUGCUUUGUCUCUUUAACAGCGGAGUUACGAUAUUUGAGAUGAAUGUAUUUGAAUGGCAGAAUUGUGAUACUUUUCGAUUUAAUCGACGGAGUUUUAGGAGGCAGGGCUGUGUAUUGUAACUUUAGCGCUCUCGCCUGGAAUUUUUAAUCGAACUUUCUGAUCACUUCCUUGUAAUAAUUUUUCUACUUCUCCGUAUUUGAGAUUCGUACUGUGUACCCUUUCCUCUACAACACACUGUAGAUAUGUCUGAAAACAAUCUCAAUAGAUUUAGCGAUAUAUUUUCAUCGUAGCACAUUACAAAAAUGUUAGAGAGAGAUAUACAUAUUAGAUGUGAAGUUUAAUACUGUUUUACAUUUGAGAGUGUAUUUUGCUCGAGGUGCGCGGCCCCUUCGCACGAGCUACGCCAGUCGCUGCGUUCCUAGAAACGGCGAUUGGAGAGUAUUUUGUAUGUCGCACUUUUAAAGAGGAUCGGCCGUCUUCGAUGUAGGGUAAAGAAACCGUUGAAAGUAACAUCGUUCAAUCAAGGUGCGAUUAUGUUGCCACCAAAUACGAUUGAACGUAACAUUAUGUACGGAUCAUACUUGAUGUGUAAACGUACGUACCCAACUGACAAAACUCUAUGUGUGAUGUGUUUGGAAGUUGCGUAAUAAAUGCAUAUAAUUGUACACUAGGAAUCGCUGAUGCCUUCCCAUGUGAAUUUAGAAACAGGUAGAGCACACAUACAUUUUCCACGUAUGUAUAUGCAAAAUGUAUGAAUGUGUUGAUACGUGCAGAAAUUCAUGUGGAAAGGCGUCAGUGAUGCCUAGUGUACAAUCGAGGAAUGUGUGACUUCCCAUCUUACUCCUGUGGUGAUUUUCACAAAGAUUAAAUACCAAUCAAUAAAGUACAAUGAAAAAUCUGCAAUG